GUUCCCACGCGUGGUUUAGGAGGAAGUGAUUGACAGUAACUCAUCAUGAAGAUCAAAAGUGAAGAGCUGCAAUCAUUUUGUGAGGUCACCACUACAAUGCAUAAGAAAAGCAAAAGAAGAGGAAAAAAGAAGACUGUAUCCCAUGUGUCUGUGGAAGGGGUAGAUGAAGAAGGCCAGCAUGAUCAACCACUUCAGGAGCCAGAUUCGAAGACCUUCACACCAGUCAGGUGUGAGACCUGCCAGAUUCAGACCAACAGUGCUUCUCAACUGGCAAAUCACCUGAAAAGUAAGCGGCACGCGCGACGGCGGCGGGAGCUGCGCAUCCUGGCGGCGCUGGCCGAGACCGACGACGCGCCGCAGGCGAUGGAGCAGCACGAAGUCGACAGAGAGGCGCUUGCCGCACGGCUGGCACGCGGCCACGCCACCAUGGAAGCACCGCCACCUCUGAAGGAAUGUGAUCUUCCUGGCUGCAUCACCAAGUCCUGCUCUGGGAAGAUCCGGCAGAAAGUGUCGUACUCGUGCGAUCUCUGCAGUGUCCACCUCACCUCCCUGGCCAAGGCGCAAGAGCACCUGUCCUCGCAGCGGCACAGCGCUGCCGAGCAGGGCCUGCCGCCACCGGCCCGAGUCGAUCGGCGCCAGGCACGGCGCACCAAGACAAGGGCCGCCGCCAGUGGCUCGUGGUUCUGGUGA
Pollicipes pollicipes is the source of this 690-nucleotide messenger RNA. RefSeq lists its product as uncharacterized. Lineage: Eukaryota; Metazoa; Arthropoda; Thecostraca; Pollicipedomorpha; Pollicipedidae. The record is from RefSeq and is a predicted model, not a curated record. Gene Ontology annotation, molecular function: zinc ion binding; nucleic acid binding. The transcript has 6 exons. The coding region runs from base 46 to 690 and encodes 214 amino acids.